Messenger RNA from Camarhynchus parvulus, 1784 nucleotides. It is a transcript of the gene RAB30, whose product is annotated as RAB30, member RAS oncogene family. Gene Ontology annotation, biological process: Rab protein signal transduction. NCBI's taxonomy places the organism in Eukaryota, Metazoa, Chordata, Aves, Passeriformes, Thraupidae. Gene Ontology annotation, cellular component: trans-Golgi network. Gene Ontology annotation, molecular function: GTPase activity; GTP binding. The transcript has 7 exons. Bases 273 to 884 code for a protein of 203 amino acids. The record is from RefSeq and is a predicted model, not a curated record.
GUUUUAUGGUCGUGGAGAGGGAGGACAAAUCCCAAACCAGCUUUUAACACAAAUACCUGAAAAGUAAAUGUAGUCUUGAAAAAGCUUUCCUGGCUCAUUUGGUAUCCCUGCUACUCCUCUGGAGACAUCAGAUUAUUCCAUCCUGAGACGAGUAAUCUUUAGAGAAGGCUUCACUGCUGCACUUCUGCAGGAAAUUACUCUCUUGCCAGCUGAAAGUAAACCAGUUCUUCAUGUGAAUGAUCUGUGUGAGCAGCAAAGGUGCAGCUGCGUAAAUGAGUAUGGAAGAUUAUGAUUUCCUCUUCAAAAUUGUUUUAAUCGGCAACGCCGGGGUGGGGAAGACCUGCUUAGUCCGUCGCUUCACUCAGGGGCUUUUCCCACCAGGGCAAGGAGCCACGAUUGGGGUUGACUUUAUGAUUAAAACUGUGGAGAUAAACGGUGAAAAAGUAAAGCUGCAGAUCUGGGACACGGCGGGCCAGGAACGGUUCCGGUCCAUCACGCAGAGCUACUACCGCAGCGCCAACGCGCUGAUCCUGACCUACGACAUCACCUGCGAGGAGUCCUUCCGCUGCCUGCCCGAGUGGCUGCGUGAGAUCGAGCAGUACGCCAGCAACAAGGUCAUCACCGUGCUCGUGGGUAAUAAGAUUGAUUUAGCUGAUAAGAGGGAAGUCUCCCAGCAAAGAGCUGCAGAGUUUUCUGAAGCACAGGACAUGUACUAUCUGGAAACGUCAGCAAAAGAAUCGGAUAAUGUGGAGAAACUCUUCCUGGACUUGGCCUGCCGGCUGAUCAGCGAGGCACGACAGAACACCCUUGUGAACAAUGUCUCAUCCCCCUUACCAGGAGAGGGGAAAAGCAUCAGCUACUUGACUUGCUGUAAUUUUAAUUAAAGUGCUGGCAUGUGGUUGCCCCUUCUGCCAUGGGCCAAGUGGAUUUUUUUUUUUCUAUGCUGGGAUUUAUCUACUUGAAGGAGUUCCUGCCAAUCAGACCCAUCUGGCUUACUCAGAGUCAGGUUACAGUCCUGGAAGCAUUGCAGGCUGAUGGUUCCAGCUGCAUGGCAAUGUAGCAGAAUACAACAGGGUUUAAAUUUCAUUUUUCUUGCAGUCUGUGGAGCAGAUCAGAAAAGGAAGAGUUGCACAAGUGCUUCAUGUAAUGCAGAACAUGAGCUGUUUUGUUUCCUUCUGUGCGAGAGUAGACCAGCCUUUGUUGAAGAUACUGAAGAGAUCAAAAUCUCUCUUACAGAACAAUGUGUUUGACCCUUUUUAAAGUAAAACAAAGUAAGAAGAAACGCAACAAUGAACACUGACUUUGGACUACCCUGGCAAUCUUCUGGGCUGUCAGUGAGCGAGCUCGUAGGAUGUGUACAUAACGUCUGCCCCUGCGUCUUCAUGGAGGACUCUGGUGUUUGAAAUAGUGUUAUGUCUCUCAUCUACAGGCACUUUCAUGAAUGUGGAAUAAACAAAAAAGUUACAUAUAGCAGCAUUUUCAAGACUGAAGGAGACAUGGAUGCGGCUCAGUUGCUCCCUUUGGUGCUAGCAGUUCAGCAAAUAUUCCAUAGGCCAAAUGUAGUCUUACGACAUUACUGUCUUCUGAAUGUGUAACUUAGACUGGUUAGGAAAAAACACUAAUAAGCACUGUUCAUAAAAAAAAAAAAAAAACAAACUCAUUACCUCUUUUUCUAGGCCGGAACAUAGUGGGAAAGGACUGUGUGCUUCUUUGAUAUCCAAGAAAGGAUGAAAAGACUUUCCAGAAAUAAAAAUAAAUAAAUAAAUUAACCAUUCCUCCUCUAA